This is a messenger RNA of Pelagomonas calceolata, 2294 nucleotides long. Lineage: Eukaryota; Pelagophyceae; Pelagomonadales; Pelagomonadaceae. The record is from the annotation of a GenBank genome assembly.
CUUGGGCCAGCGAGAAAAAUUGGGUGCAGGCUGCUGAGAGUGCAAUAGAAACGACGCACGCGUAGCUAUAUUGCCUCAGGACAGCGAUGCCAUGACAAUUUCUGCCUAAACAUCGCAAGCAAAUAGUAACACUAUAAUUUCCUGAAUAGCAGCUAUUGCCUGAAGCGCCAGCGCGUGCGCGAAGACGAGUCCGAGUCCGGACGCUGACCAUCACCACGCCACCUCCACGCGGUUGCAACCGCACGUAAAAUGGCGCCCUGCCUCCCCAAAAGCACGCGCAAGCGCUCGCCGCCGGCGCGCUUCGUCAAGAGCAAUUGCCAGCUGGUCUGCAUCCUUGCACUGUUAGGCGGCGUGACGCAACUGUGCUCGAUGGCCAUCGCACGCUUCGAAGCACCGGCGUCAACGCCAAUCCAAAAACCAAUCCCGCCGCGCGCGGCCGUGCUGAUUGUGGGAGAGACGCGGUCGCUGUUCCUGCCGCGCGUCUACGAAUUAUGCAGAAGGAAUUUGAUCGGGGGCCUCGCGAAGCAGGGGGCCGCCGUCGACGUGUUUUUGAGAUUAGACAGAAGCGUCAAGGCGUCCGAGGGCAGCGAGGGCCACCGGAAGAUCUCGGGCGCGCGCGGCGUGCCGUCGAUAAUCGGACACCUGCCGGAUUCUAUUCUGAGACCGAUGUUACAAACCUUAAAGCCAGUACAAGUCUCGUGGUUCGUAGCAGGUAAAGACGAGGGCGAUACCGAGAGCGACGCGGGCCUGAGAAACGGCACCCUGCUGCCGUGGCGCUCGCUGUCCAUCGAGGAGCGCUCCCUCGCGCUACUGCGAGCCUUCGACCGGCCGCUCUGGUCCCAGUCUGUGUGGAAAUCAAAUGUCGGGCGCCCCACGCCAUCGACGCGACGUUGCGCCCGUGACCGCGUCGGCUCGAUGGCGUGGAGGUUCACGAAGGUCCACGCAAUUCUUCUCAGGAUAACCUUACUCACUGAUUGAUUUCCACACAGGUCCCAGUGGUGGAACCGCUACCAGGCCUAUCGGGGUGCUUUACGGUAUUCUGCAUUGCGCAACUUCGAGUAUGCAUACUUCUGCUUCGCGCGGAGCGACUCGGCCUGGCUCCGGCCCGUGCCGCCCAUCCAAUCCUUUUCAAGAGAUAAAGUAUCCGUCAAUGACGUCUGGAUGCUCACGGCGAACGACCACGUCAUGGUCGCACCGUCCGGUGACCUCGUCGAACGACUCAUAGAUAUGGACAAUACCGGGAGGACCUGGUGCUUCGGCAACCCGUACGGCCUGUCGCCGUUCCACGGCCGGUCGAACGAGGAGAAGAAGCGGCCCGAGGCGCCCUGCGACUAUGAGGCUAUCCGGGGAGCGGUCGUCGAGAAGCUACGAUGUUUACCAGAAGAGGCCGAUCUGAUAGCAAGAGAUAUAGUCGAAGAGUACUGCUGUUCCGGUAGUAGAGGCAAGCGCUUCAAGACGCACGCGGGCCACACGGAGCACUUACUGGCGAAGAAGAUCUGCGGCGAUAAGGAGGACUGCGGCGACCAGCACCGGGGCUUCGCGGAUCUGGCGCAGGUUAGGUUAGCUCAGACGGUCGUGCGGUCGCACUUCGGCGCCGACUGCGGGCGACUGGCGUCAUAUCAGGGCAACCCGAGCGUGCGUUCUUCACGUCCUUCGGUCGGCAACUACCUCAUCUGCGUGUUGCUGUUCCACGACUGCCGGUUCCGCGACCGGCGCAUGCCUAGCCUGGGCCCCUUCGGCGGCAAGCCGCUGGGCGACCUCAAGAUCGAUCCACCGGGCCGCUGCGCCUGGCCGGCCUGGUUCCCUUCUUCGGAACCUCCACAACCAGCUCAAUUAGUUAGCGGAGACGGGCGCUGCGCCACGAUCGACGGUGAACGGGUCGUGCUGAGGGAGUGCGUCCAGGAGUCGGAGCAGGACGCCCUCGCGGCGAGCGGUACCCAAAACCGCCUCGUCUUCUCCAAGCCCGUGCGCCAUGCGCCGGACCAGCUCUUCGCGCUACUCGCGAACACGGCGAAAGGUGUUGAAAUCUUGAGCCUCGACCCGCGGUUUUCUUCUGACUUUAGAUGUUUGAGACCGGGGGGCGCCGCGGGGCUGACGGUCGGCCGCUGCGACGCGCUCGAAAGUGGAAAUGCGGCGCGCGCGACGGCGUUCGUCCUCGACGCGGGCCGGCUCGUGCACAGCUCGGGCGCGUGCGUUGUGGGGCGGGACCAGCUCUCGCUGUCGAGCUGUGUCGCCGCGACGGCGCUCGAGGUCGUCGUCGUGGAGCCCUGAGGUCUGUGUUAAGUCUAGAAUUA